Felis catus (domestic cat) is the source of this 2191-nucleotide messenger RNA. RefSeq names its product cAMP responsive element binding protein 3 like 4 (gene CREB3L4). Lineage: Eukaryota; Metazoa; Chordata; Mammalia; Carnivora; Felidae. Gene Ontology annotation, cellular component: nucleus. Gene Ontology annotation, molecular function: RNA polymerase II cis-regulatory region sequence-specific DNA binding; DNA-binding transcription factor activity, RNA polymerase II-specific. The record is from RefSeq and is a predicted model, not a curated record. Bases 542 to 1936 code for a protein of 464 amino acids. Gene Ontology annotation, biological process: regulation of transcription by RNA polymerase II. The transcript is spliced from 9 exons.
AGUGGAAAGAGCGCCUCGGAGCGGGGGAGGGGAACCCUUGGCGAGACUCGGGCCGUCGGGUUGCGGCCCUCCCGCAGUGUCUGGUCUUCACCCUGCCGGGCUCUCGUCUUACGCAACUCACGGCCGGAGAGCUGGCACUUGGCGUGCUCCGGUCACAGCCAUCGCCGUCCUUCCCUGAGGAGCCCGUCCAAACCCUCAGGAAGACUCGCUGUCGCUAGCAGAAACUGAGGCCCGAAGGGCGAGGCCGUCUGUGUCUUGCUCAAGGCGGGUUUGCGGACGCCUAGCCUCCCGGCCCCCAGCUCGAAGACGCGGGCCCGCCGUGGCCCCUGGCCAGGCGCCAGCCACUCUGCAGUGUCCGGGGUCAGGCCGGGGGCGGGGCUUGGCUGGGCUGGUCCAGGAUGCGAGAUCCUGGAGGAAAGAAGCGCGGUGGUGGCCUUUCGGGCGGCCGGCGGGCUGGGCCUCUGGGAACAGGUAGCACUGAGGUGGGCCGUUCAUCUGGGCCAGACGUCAGGCCGCCGGAGGCGAGAUCCCCGGGGGCAGAAUGGAUUUCCGAACCCCCGACCUGCUGGAUGCGUGGCUGGAGUCCCCAGAAGAUGUUUUCUCAACAGGGACCUUCCCGGAGCCGGGACUGCACGGCCCACCUCCGGAGGCCCCGGGGACGAAGCUCCAAGAACAGGGGCUGCGAGGCUGGGAGCCCAGUGGGGGCCGUGGCUGUGGCCUUCGAGACAGUGAGCCUGAAGACUUCCUGAAACUUUUCAUUGACCCCAACGAAGUGUACUGCUCAGGAGCCUCUGCUAGCAGCGACAGUGGCCAUCCAUCUGCGGACCCUGGCCGUCCAGACAGGCCUCCCGCCCCUCAAGCACCCAGUCCCCCUGCUCUCUAUGAGGUGGUCUAUGAGGCAGGGGCCCUGGAGAGGACGCAGGGGGAAGCUGGGCCAGCUGUAGGGUUCAUCUCUCUCCAGCCAGGUCAGCGGAGCCCACAACUGACGGUGCCUGAUGCCUGCGUGGUCUGCGAGCUGCCCUGUGAUGCUCACGACACCCUGCCCGGAGCAGGCACUGUAAACCCAGUGCCUCCUGCGACCCUGAAGGCACGCAGGGAGCAGCCUUGUGUGAUGGGAAAGACAGGACCCUCCCCCACUGUCCGCUCACCCACUCCUGUUCUCCACCAGCUGCCCUGUCAGACCUUGUUCCUGACAGAAGAGGAGAAGCGUCUGCUGGGGCAGGAAGGGGUUUCCCUGCCCGCACACCUGCCCCUCACCAAGGCAGAGGAGAGGGUCCUCAAGAAGGUCAGGAGGAAGAUCCGGAACAAGCAGUCAGCUCAGGACAGUCGGCAGCGGAAGAAAGAGUACAUCGAUGGGCUAGAGAGCAGGGCCGCUGCCUGCUCUGCACAGAACCAGGAACUGCAGAAAAAAGUCCAGGAGCUGGAGAGGUGCAACGUCUCCCUGGUAGCUCAGCUCCGUCAGCUGCAGCUGCUGGCUGCCCGGACCUCCGACAAAGCUGCCCAGACCAGCACUUGUGUCGUGAUCCUUCUUUUUUCCCUGGCUCUAAUCAUCCUGCCCAGUGUCAGCCCCUUUCAGGGUCUCCGGGAAGCUGGGCCUGAGGAUUACCAGCCUCAUGGAGGUGAGGCAAGGGCAGGGGGGAGCUGUUUUUCAGGGCAGUCAAGAUGGGGGAGGGAAGUCCUGUCCUCUAGGAUCUCCCACCGAAGGGAACACUCUAUUACUGCCCUUCUUCCUCCACCCACAGUGGUUUCCAGAAAUAUCCUAAGUCACAAGGACAUGACAGAAGGUUUGGAGACCACAGUAGUAGAGUCCAGACCGGGGGGGCCACUUAAGGCCAAGGGUGAAAAUGGCUCAACAAGGACACUGCUUGAGAAGAUGGGAGGGAAGACAGGCUCCAAUGGGCACGCAGGAGCUGUGCUGCACGCAGAAGAGAUGUGAACCCACCUGCUUCCCGGCCACAAGAGGGAAUCCAGGAUCCCUCGUGGCUCUUGUUCCCCCUGGGUUUCCCAUUCAGAAUUCUUUGGCUUCAGGGGUCUGAAUCAUUUCUGGACAUCCUAAAUGUCUGUACCCUGAGGCACAGGCUACAUGAGGCAUUUCAAAUACUUCAUACAUCUGCAACUUUAUUUCUUCUUUGGGGUUAGGGUUGAGGGGAAACAGAGGUUUUGGCUGAGAAAUAAAACUUUUUUGCUGAAA